Messenger RNA from Folsomia candida, 2237 nucleotides. RefSeq lists its product as uncharacterized. The transcript is spliced from 12 exons. NCBI's taxonomy places the organism in Eukaryota, Metazoa, Arthropoda, Collembola, Entomobryomorpha, Isotomidae. The record is from RefSeq and is a predicted model, not a curated record. Gene Ontology annotation, molecular function: metalloendopeptidase activity. Gene Ontology annotation, biological process: proteolysis. Bases 125 to 2068 code for a protein of 647 amino acids.
AUGCAGAUUUGUCCAGUCGCAAUUUAGAUUUCGUUUAAGUACUUUACACAAAAAAAUUGGCAAAUUCGCAAAAAUUAUACGUAUGUAUUUCGCACGGAUUUAAUAUUCUAUUUGUGAUAAAAGUAUGAAGUUAAGUGAAGUGCUGGUUGAUGUGGGAAAGUGUAGUGUAAAGAGGCAACUUAUCGCUAAAAAGGGACAGCUUAUCGCUAAAAAGAGGCACCUUAUCGAGUCGUCAGUUAUAUGCAGCGUCGUCUUUCUUGUACUUGCGUCACUUAUUUCGUCGUGUGAUGGAGUUCCACUUUUUGGUAGCCAAAAGCCACACGGGAAUAAUAUUUCGGACAAUGGAAAACUUAUGUAUCUCAAGUUUUCGACGAGACUGGACUUAUCGUCGGACUUGAUAAGGCGAGAUUUUCAUAUCGUUCAACUUCGCCUGGACGAAGAAUUGGUGGACAUUCAUUUGCACAGGGAUACGGAUCUCGUCCAUCCGACCGUCGUUGGGUCGCCAAAGGAGGAAGGUCAAAAUCCAGUGCACGCGGUGUACAGGGGACAUUUCAAGGGCAACGGGAGAGCCGCCUUCACCUCCACGAUUCUUGGCAAUCAUCACGAUUCCGUCGGUUUUACGGGUCACAUCAUCCAGGGCGACUCUCACUAUAUUUUACAACCCCUCCGGUUCAAAAAUAAGGACCCAUUAACGCGAAAACGGCGAUCGUCCUCCCCCGAAGAUGGCACGAACUCGUCCACCUCCGUGGUCAUCCCCCACAAAUUGUAUAAAGUCGAUGAAAAUCUAGAUCCACGCGACAACGCGACUCAUUCUGAUGUCGCCCACGUGCCGAGGGACGAGUUGGAGAAAGCUUUUGAAGAAAUGAAUGCAAAUAAUUCGGCAGAUUGUUCAACCAGCACGAUAAGUCCAGACAUAACCGAUGACGAUGAUAACCAAGAUGACGAUAGUGACGUGACGAUUGAAGGUGACCAAGAAACUGACGAUGCCACGCUCGGAAACACUUUUGCCGAACCAAACACCAAGAACAAGAAGAAGAUUGGGAAGAAAAGUCAAAAGCAAGGGCGAAAUAAGAGCAAGUCAAACGGCAAAAAAUCGGCAUCUUCUUCUUCCAAGACCACGAAAGAGGGAUCGAAAAUUGUGGAGAUUUCGGUCUUUGCUGAUUCCAAAUUGACCAAAGUUUGGGAUACGAGAUUUCCAAAGGAAGGAAAAACUAGGCUGCGUGGCUUCAUUCUUAGCUUGAUUAAUAAUAUGAAUCUCCUCUACCAACAAGCCUCCCUCGGCAUGUCGCUCUCAUACCGACUCGUCCACUUGGAAAUGCUCUCCGGAACACCGGCCGGACUGGACUCGAGCGGCGGCGAGGCGACCAAAUAUCUCAAAUCUUUCUGCAAAUAUGCCGGCAGCAAGAACGAGAAGGGGAACCAGUGGGACCACGCCCUCCUCCUCACUGGACAUGACAUCAAGGAAGCCGGCGACAAACUCGUCGCUGGAAUGGCUUGGUUUUCCACAAUGUGUUUGAGAUAUUGGAGCUGUUCUGUGAGCGAGGGGACCUCAUUUUCCACCGCUUUCAUCCUAACUCACGAGCUUGGCCACUCUUUGGGGAUGGAGCAUGACGGAUCAGGGGUCAGCAAGGCGUGCGAGUCCAACAAGUAUAUCAUGUCGCCGACGACGGGGGCCGGAAAAACCACGUGGUCAUCAUGCUCGUCCACCAAUCUGAAAGAUUUCAUUGCUACAGGUUCUCCUGAAGUCGGUAAAAAGGAUACGGCCACCGUUCCAGCCUGUUUAUCGAAACCUUCCGCUCUUAAAAAUCAGCAAAUCAAAUAUUCCUCCGGCCCUGGAAAACUGCCCGGACAGCUCUACGGACUCAAAGUGCAGUGCAAUUACGAAUGUGGAAACGUAUGCAGUCCCAGCACCGUCAAGGCUCAUCAAGACGAUGUUUGCUCCAUGUUGUGGUGUGAAAAGGCUGUAACGGGUGGGAAACAGAUACAACAGGCGCAUCCGGCCCUCGAAGGGUCACCCUGUGGCAGUGGAAAGUACUGCAGAUACGGAAAAUGUGUCAAGAGCCGGUAAACUGCAUACGCACGUACCACCACACAAUUCGCAAUAAUUCGCAAAACAAAACUACAAACAUUGUCUUCCUAUUUUUAUCCCGUGCAAAAAAAUAUAUACAAAUUUAACAUUGCCAUUCCAACUGGAUUGAUUUAUUCAAGGUUCAAAUAAAUAAAUAAUUUAAAUUUUA